Molecule: messenger RNA, 519 nt
Organism: Mesorhabditis belari
Lineage: Eukaryota; Metazoa; Nematoda; Chromadorea; Rhabditida; Rhabditidae
Source: the annotation of a GenBank genome assembly
AUGAUGAAUGAGAAGGCAAAAAUUGACAGUUUUGAGAAAAGGGGAAUUCUGGUGGUCAAUGCAAAAAUCGAGUUCGACAACGUUCGUUUCACCUAUCCGGAGAGACAAGAACAAGAGGUGUUAAAAGGAGUAAGCUUCUCGAUUGAACCUGGCCAAACGGUGGCUGUUGUUGGUCUAUCGGGUUGCGGGAAGAGUACACUUGUGAGUCUCCUCCAGAGAUUCUACGAUGUCACGAUGUCCGUGAAAAUCGAUGACAAAGAUUUACGAUUCAUGGGAGCCGCCGAUGUGCGAGCUCAAGUUUCUGUCGUUGCAAAAGAGCCAAUGCUUUUCGAUGACACAAUAAAAAACAAUUGGACGGAUUACGGAUUGGACGCAUUAUUGACCUCUGAAGAUGCAAUUUUCGAUGCAGCUCGGAAAGCGAACAUCCAUCAAUUCAUCACCUCGCUUCCUUUAGGAUAUCAGGCAACAGUUGGAAGAAGGAUAAUUAGCGCUACUGGAGGUGAUAAUAUAGAACUUUUC